UAUAAUUUACAUUUUUAAGGGUUAAAAUAUCGUUUAAACAAUAAUUGUGCAAUCAUACAAUUUUACGUGUUGAAUAAUUCCGUAUGUUCCUGGCUUCCUGGCUAUAUGAAAAUAUCGACAAAGUCACAUUUCCCCCUUAUUGCGAUUGAUUCAAUAACCAAGAUUUGUUUUUUGUUUAAAUUUUAAACAAGACAUAAGAGUACAUACUAUAAUUUACUAAAGUUAAACUAAAGUUUAAUUGCUUAAAAAGUAUCUUUUGUUGUAAUAUUUAUUGACGAUCAGUAUCUUUAAAAUGUCAAUGGUGGAGGGAGUUUAAAUAAUUGGCGGUUGUUUUUUGGAGGGAAAUAAAUAUCUACAGUUUCUCUACUUAUUAUGGCAUUUGCUUUAGGAUAGUGUUGGAGAAGUGUAAUUAGACGUUGUGAUUUAAUACAAUUUUAAUAAUUGCCAAGAUUCGUGUAACUAUUACAUUUUAUAAUGUUGCACCACUAAGGAACAUAUGAAUAAGAUUAAGAAUAUAAUCGCUAAAAUGGCCCAGUCUCCCAUAUCCCGAGGUAAUAAUAGCCGUCCAUUUACAGUAGUUGUUGAAGGAAAUGUUGGCAGUGGAAAAACUACAUUUUUGGAACACUUUAACAAAAAUGAAAAUGUUGCUGUGUUUGCAGAACCUAUAGAUAUGUGGAGAAACUGCAGUGGAUAUAACUUAUUGGAUUUAAUGUAUAAGGAUCCAAAAAAGUGGAGCUUUACCUUCCAGUCCUAUGUGCAGCUUACAAUGUUAGGACUACAUCAGAAAAAGAUACAUCAGCCAGUAAAGCUAAUGGAGAGGUCAUUAUAUAGUGCAAGGUAUUGUUUUGUAGAAAAAAUGUCCAGGGAUGGUUUAAUGCCACCUGCUUCAGUGGCAGUAAUUGAUGAAUGGUUUAAAUACAUAACAGCAACAGAUGAAGCUCAAAUUGAUCUUAUUGUGUAUCUAAGAACCUCUCCUGACAUUGCAUAUGAGAGGAUCUUAAAACGUAAUAGGUCAGAGGAGAAGACUGUUGCAUUUGAAUAUAUCAAAGCCCUGCAUGAUAUACAUGAGGAUUGGCUGUAUAAUAAAACAUUACAUAAUUGUAAGGCUCCUGUUAUUGUUCUAAAUGCUGAUCUGGAUAGAUCAGUUAUUGAGGAAGAGUAUGAAAAGUAUGAGCCUCAUAUUCUUAAUAAAAAACCUAUAGAAGUUAAGAUAAAUUAAAGAUAUAUAAGUGAAGGAUAAAAUGUAAGGGUUUUUCAUUUAUACUAUGUGAUAUUAAUUCAGCAAGGUCAUAACAUGAAAAGCAGAGGUCAUGAUAAUAAUGUUAAAGAAAUUAGAAAAUUAGAGAAGUUAAGUAGAAAAUUGGUUCCAAAUUGGCACUGUUAUUUCUGUUACUAAGAACCCUAAGUAAUUACUGUAUUUUACAGCAAAUUCACAUUGUUUAUAUCCUAUUUGAAAUUAUUUUUAUUUUAUUAAAUUACAAAGUGGCAUUUAUUAAUCAUUCAUGUUUAUGUGAUGUGAUGUCUUGAAAUUUGAAGUAGUAUGUUCACAUUGUGUAUUAGUUUUUGACAAGUUUUUAUAGUAGAAUCUAUGGACUGAA
Messenger RNA from Diabrotica balteata, 1598 nucleotides. NCBI's taxonomy places the organism in Eukaryota, Metazoa, Arthropoda, Insecta, Coleoptera, Chrysomelidae. The record is from the annotation of a GenBank genome assembly.